UCCCAUCGCAACAGAGCGAGGACAGCAAAUCUCUGCUGCUCCCGAGUUCUUCUAUUCUGCUGUGGCACAGGUACCCAGCACGAGCAGCAACCUUCUUAAUCAGUGUGGAUGUUACCAGGCAUUUCCAGAGUCUCUGCAUGACUGAACAGAAGAACUUAGGGUAGGGCCCUGAAGACCCAGAUCCUACUCAUUUCCCUGCAUAUUUCUGGGCUCUCUUUCUGAUUCCAGCAUGAGCAAGACUGAAGAUCUUAACAUGGUCCUUCCCUUUCCAUUCAAUAAAAAUUGGACUUUAGAGCGAGGCGUCCUCACACAUAUCCCAGGUAAUUGCAGAAACACAACUGACCUUACUGUCUUUCUAGUCACCUCAUACAGCUUAGAAACCAUCCUAGGCAUCCUGGGAAAUGUUUGCCUGAUUAGUGUCAUAAUCAGGCAGAAGGAGAAGACCAAUGUCACCAGCAUACUCAUUACCAACUUGAUAGUCUCUGACUUGUUCAUGAGCAUCGUCUGCCUGCCUUUCACCAUCAUCUACACCCUGAUGGACUACUGGAUAUUUGGUGAGGUCAUGUGCAAAAUGACUUCCUUCAUCCAGUGUACUUCUGUGAGUGUGUCAAUUCUCUCCCUUGUCCUCAUUGGUCUGGAAAGACACCAGCUCAUCAUAAACCCAACUGGUUGGAGGCCAAGCAUCCCCCAAGCCUAUCUAGGGAUUGUAGUCAUUUGGACAUUAGCUUGCCUCAUGUCUCUGCCCUUUCUGACGACCUCCGUCUUGACAUAUGACUUGUACAAGCAGUUCUCCUAUAUUACGGAUUCUUCUGCCGACAAGGCCAUAUGCAUGGACUCAUGGCCAUCUGACCAGCACCGACUCAUCUACACCACCGCCUUGCUGCUGUUCCAGUACUGCAUCCCUCUCUUCUUUAUCCUGGUUUGCUACCUGCGUAUCUAUUUACGCCUGCAGAAGAGAAAGGACAUGUUUGAGAAGAGUGCAUACAAUGGCCGGGUGGUUCAGCUGAGGAGGAUAAACAUUUUAUUAGUAUCCAUGGUGAUCGCCUUUGCUGUUUGCUGGUUACCAUUGCACGUUUUCAAUAGCAUUGAGGACUGGGAUUACAAAGCCAUUUCCCCUUGCCACCACAACCUGAUCUUUUCAUUGUGCCAUCUAGUAGCCAUGGCUUCCACCUGUGUCAACCCUGUUAUCUAUGGGUUCCUAAACAAUAACUUCAAAAAUGAAGUGAAGUCACUGAUACUGAGCUGCCAGCAUAAUUCAUCUAGCCACCAGGGAACAGCUUCUGAAGUCUCCACUGAAGAGACUUCAGGAAGGUUAUUACACAUGGAUGCUAAAGCAACAGAUGGCUCCAUAGUCUGACUCCAACAUAUACACCAUAGCCAGCUGCUGUCCAAUUUUUGGAAGAACAGUCAUUGAUUGCAAGGAAAGAUAAUCAGUAUAGAUAAGUAAGGAAGAUCAAAGGAGAUACCAAGUUGUAUGUAUCGGUGAAGUGGCACAGCUCUGAAAACAGACUUCACACAAACAGGACAUGGGCACAAGAAGUUGCUUUGUUUCUAACUACUUAAUAGAUAUCUAUGGUUGCACACACACAGCAGAGUCAUCAAUUAAGCUGCACACCCUUAUCGCUGAGGGUAGAACCCAGGAAUUCCAACUCAAACACUUGAGUUAAUGGAAAUUCUCCUCUGUCAGUAUUAGUAGGACACUUACAUGCUAUAGGCUGACCACUAAGUUUAUGAACAGAAUUAUAAGACGGUUGCCUGCAAUAGCAGGGGACUGGACUCAGUGACGAGGAGGUUCCUUCCAGCCCUAGGUCCUCUCUCCCUACAUUCCUCUAGGAAUGUGGGUAUAUAUAAUGUGUACAUUACUGACCCCGUCUCACCCACUAUUAGGUAACACUCAUCUUCUCAGCUGAUGAGAUUCACAGUAGUUCACAUCCAGCAGAUCUGUAACACGUCUGUAACUACUCACAUACAGAUAUUGGGGGGUGGCAGUUAAACCUGCCCAUGCAGCAUGGGGAUACAACCAUGAACCUGCCACUUCAAAACCCCCACAGGCUUCUACCACUUGGGCUUCAAGGAAAUCUCUGUUCAUGCCAGGGCUUCUCGUGUACCCUCUCUUGACCAGCUUCUUGACGGCAGUAUUCCAGAAAACUACAGCACACGGCACACUAAACGAGCACAAACCAGAACCAUUGCUCACUAACAAGGUGCAUCAAGACCUUGCACCAUCUAUGGAUGACAGACAGCAGUUGGAGGUGUUACUCUAUUCGUUGCCUCUGUUACCCCUCUCAGGUACUAUGCAGAUCACUUCCCUUUUCAGAUGAUGCAAAACCAACAAUCCCAGAUUUACAUGGGAACUUGGUCAGAUUGACUUGACUGUCCUUCUCCUGGCUGUAGAUCCUACGCCUCCAUGCUACUAAAGGUACAGUCACAAAUGCUGAUACUUUAAGAUGUUUGCAUCAUUGGAGUCUUUGACAGAUCUCAGAUGGGGGACUGAGAUGACACUUAGCCAGCGUCACACCCGUUCUUUGCUUAGCAUCUCACUCUGCUCACAGGAUCUCUCAUGUGGAAGGACCAAAUGGCUGGGGAGAAAGGCUUCUGAUAUAGAAAUGCCAGCUGUAAUGAGCCGUGACACUUCCAGAGGAGUGAAGCACAUUUUGAAAAUAGGCACCAAGGCUUCGGUUUUCCUCAAGAAGAGAAAGGACCUUGAUGGAAGGAGUGAUGCCAAAACUGUGAAAAGUUUAUGGAAGAGCAAUGAAAUAGGAUUGAGUCACACACAUUAAAUCCAAGCCACAUGUAAAUCAAGUGUGUUGUCAAUUGUGUCAUGGAAGUGAGCUUUGUGCUUUCUCACGUCAGUGAUAUUUUUUACCCUUUGUCUGGGCAACUUACCUGCAAGCCAUAAGAAACAUAAUACUCAUUCUUCUUUAGAAAAGAAUAGUACAUCAUGCUUCUGGAGUCUGAGUUCCUCUCUUUAUCAAAAAAGAACAGGA
Messenger RNA from Mauremys mutica (yellowpond turtle), 2987 nucleotides. RefSeq names its product neuropeptide Y receptor Y4-2 (gene NPY4R2). Gene Ontology annotation, cellular component: neuron projection; plasma membrane. NCBI's taxonomy places the organism in Eukaryota, Metazoa, Chordata, Testudines, Geoemydidae. The record is from RefSeq and is a predicted model, not a curated record. Gene Ontology annotation, biological process: G protein-coupled receptor signaling pathway. Gene Ontology annotation, molecular function: neuropeptide binding; pancreatic polypeptide receptor activity.